Molecule: messenger RNA, 2065 nt
Organism: Rhincodon typus (whale shark)
Lineage: Eukaryota; Metazoa; Chordata; Chondrichthyes; Orectolobiformes; Rhincodontidae
Gene: dnajc27
Product: DnaJ (Hsp40) homolog, subfamily C, member 27
Exons: 7
Coding region: 147-965 (272 amino acids)
Molecular function (GO): GTP binding; GTPase activity
Source: RefSeq, a predicted model, not a curated record
CGAGAUGCCGUUGCAGUUGGCGGCGGCGGCGGCACGGGCCUGGUUUCUGUGUCCGGGACUGAGCAGCGGGGAGAGCACAGCGGGACACUGGAGGAGGAGGGUGUGUGAGGAAGGAGGUGGUAGCUGGGCCGCACUGCGCCGUCACCAUGGAAACCAAGCUGCAGAAACGCAGUGAAAACAAGAAGCCGCUGAGGGUGAAGGUGAUCAGUUUGGGGAGCGCCGAGGUGGGCAAGAGCUGUAUAAUUAAACGAUACUGUGAGAAGAGGUUUGUCCCAAAAUAUUUGGCAACUAUUGGAAUUGACUAUGGAGUGACAAAAGUGCAGGUGAGGGAUCGAGAGAUUAAAGUUAACAUCUUUGAUAUGGCAGGUCAUCCUUUCUUCUAUGAGGUGCGCAAUGAAUUUUACAAAGACACUCAAGGAGUGAUCCUUGUUUAUGAUGUUGGCCUGAAGGAUUCCUUCGAUGCGCUGGAGGGCUGGCUUACUGAGAUGAAGCAGGAAUUGGGACCUCAUGGGAACAUGGAGAACAUUGUGUUCAUUGUCUGUGCUAAUAAGGUUGACUGUGGGAAACGGCGUAUGAUUGAUGAGAGUGAGGGACGGCUUUGGGCAGAGAGCCGAGGGUUCCAAUACUUUGAAACAUCGGCGCAGUCUGGAGAGGGCAUUAAUGAGAUGUUCCAGGCAUUCUUCUCAUCAAUUCUGGAUUUGUGUGAGAAUGGUAAACGGCCUCAGUCCAGUGUGAGCUUAGGGUUUACUAAGGAGCAGGCAGACACCAUCCGCAGGAUACGUAACAGCAAGGAUAGUUGGGAAAUGCUGGGAAUGAAGCCUGGAGCCUCCAGGGAUGAAGUAAACAAAGCCUACCGGAAGAUGGCCAUGCUGCUUCACCCAGACAAGUGCCUCGCGCCAGGGAGUGAAGAUGCCUUCAAAGCUGUCGUCAAUGCACGAACUGUGUUGCUGAAAAACAUCAAGUAGAAAAGGGGAGUACCAUCAAGGUCCACUUUGACUCUGACAACAGAGAUGAAAUUGUCCUCUGUCCAAACAGAGUAUUACACCAUCUGCAAUUCAGAUCUUGGUGGAAAUAAGGAUUCAGAAAAUGUGACUUAAUAAUUAGAUGUAUGUUGCAGGAUUAAUAAACCUGAACAUUAAAAUUUGGUGUAAUUCUUACACUUGCUAAUAUAAUCUUGCUCACUCUAAACACUAUGUAGAAGAAGGCAAGCUGCAGCAAUGUCGUUUAAAGGGAAAGAAGUUCAGAGAUGGUAGGCCACAUGUGAAGAGUAUUAAACAGGUCCACUGUUGAGGGAGGUAUGUAUUCUAGGUUGAGAGAUGGAGAAUGAAAGGAAAUUGAGAUGUGCUGAAUGUGAGACCUUCAAGAAGCACAAAUGAGCAUUGGAAUAAUAUUGUAUUACUUCUCACCCCCUUCACAUGUUAUCCUAAUUCAGGUGUCCUAUUUAACAGUUCCUCCCUUUAGUACACAAAGCUUCACUUCUCCUGUUCAAAGAGCCUCAACACUAUGUUUGUCUAGGUUUCAGCUUGUGGGUGCUUCUCAGCAUGCUGCAGUGACAGGUCUUAAUUUGUCUCAUACAUGCUGCUCAUAAUGGAAGACCAGAUGAGUUUUCUUGCGGUCAUCCACAUGAUUUUAUUUUCAGAAAUCCAUCUUCUUGGUGGGCAAUCACUGAGGCUAACUUAUAGUAUUUGGAGUGCAUCCACAACCAUCCGAAACAGAUACCUGCUGCAGGUUGUCAAAUCAAGUGUCACAAACUCUAUUUUCUACAACUGUCUUGAAUGAAGUUCGAGCCCUUCACCACUGAGCUGUUGGUCACUCACAUUUUCUGAAUCCUUAAUGUUUGCUGAAAGGCUCAUCAUCUUUCAUUUCUGGUCUGCUGGUUUAUGCCUUAGUAAUUACUGAAAAUUGAUUGUAUUGACUUAGGGGAUGUUCCUGCUUUGUCUUUUUUUAUUUCUGAAAGUACGUGGUGUUAUUGACCCUUGUUAAGGUGACACACCUCUCCUGCCGAGCAGGUGUGUUUGAUUCCGUCACCCUGCUAGGUAACAUUGUCCGUGCGCCUCCGGUGAAG